Messenger RNA from Racocetra fulgida, 1333 nucleotides. Lineage: Eukaryota; Fungi; Glomeromycota; Glomeromycetes; Diversisporales; Gigasporaceae. The record is from the annotation of a GenBank genome assembly.
UCGGAAACGUAAAUGGGAUCUUGAUGACCAAGGAAAAGAGGCACCACCCGUUUCCACGGCUUCAAAAUCGGCCAAAGUUGAUCCUAGUAGUGAUGCAUCUGAAUCUAGUGCGCCCUCACCUACACCUUCAAACUCUGACUCAAUAGAUCCCAAUGUAGCUGCAGGUAGUAAACAUCAUAAUUAUAAUACUAUUUCUAAGAUUGGAUCUAAUAUUUAUAUUAUUAAUUCUUUUGCAUUAAUAGCCGUCGCAGCGGCAAAAAUCAAUGCUAUGCUUGCGGCAAAAGGUAUUCAGGUUCCAGCAAAGCCGUUAAUAAUCACACCUAAACUAGAUAUUUCUGAAAACGGCACGUCUAAGAAAGAUUCUGAUUUGGAAUUUACUCAUGAUAUUACAAUCAAUGAUUGCAAAAACAGAUAUUUGUUGACUAAGGGUGCAACACAACAGCAGCUUCUUGCUACCGAAAAGGAUCCUCCUCUUUAUUUACACGUGACUGCAUCAACUAAGGAGGCUUUAAAUGCUGCUAUCAAUAAGAUUAGUGAGCUCAUGGAACAGACUUUUACACCAGCUCCAUCGACACCAACACCACGUCCACCAGGACAGCACUUAGGGUUUGUUCAAUACAAAGUAUUUGUGGGAAUUGAGCCUGACCGCACGUUUAAUGCACGAGCUAAAAUCGUUGGCCCACAAGGUGCUUAUGUAAAGCAUAUUCAACAAGAGACGGGUGCAAAGGUUCAGCUUAAAGGUCGAGGAUCGGGUUAUGUUGAACCCACUUCGGGGACCGAGGCUUUUGAACCACUUCAUAUUCAUAUUACGGCAAAAAAAUUAUGUGAAGACCUUAUUAACACGGUAAAAAUAGAAUGGGAUAAACACAAAGCACAACAGGCGGCAUAUUCUUCGUAUGGCAGGUCACCGUAUCCACGUCCACCUGUUUAUGGACAACCAGGUACCUCUAGUCAAUAUAAUGCUAGCACUACUAGUAAUGCUUACACUGCCGGUAGCCAAAACGCUGCGACAGCUACUGCUUGGAAUCCUUAUAACCCUUACAAUCAAUCUCGAUAUUAUCCAUAUUCUCAAUAUCCUUACUAUCAGCAAACUGCUGCACAAGCAGUCGAUGCUAGUUAUUAUUAUGGAUAUGCUGGAUAUCAAACUGCAGCUAAUUAUCAAACCGCAGGGUAUCAAGUGCCAGCUACGCAGGCUCCGACAGCUCCAUCAGCGUCAACAACUCCCAGCACUACAACCUCACCUCCAACGUCGCCAUAUGAAGAUAAAAAGCAAGGUAGCUCUUAUCACGCAGUUCCACCUCCGGAUUCUUAUGAAAGCGAGGUUGGUAAAUAA